Molecule: messenger RNA, 1479 nt
Organism: Ictalurus furcatus (blue catfish)
Lineage: Eukaryota; Metazoa; Chordata; Actinopteri; Siluriformes; Ictaluridae
Gene: tmem38b
Product: transmembrane protein 38B
Exons: 6
Coding region: 175-1092 (305 amino acids)
Biological process (GO): potassium ion transmembrane transport
Cellular component (GO): membrane
Molecular function (GO): identical protein binding; potassium channel activity
Source: RefSeq, a predicted model, not a curated record
CGCUGUGCUAGCACUUCCCAGCUGCUGCAGCUGAUAGACUGACCAGCAGCUCUCAUCUGAUGCUCGCCUGCAGACCAAGGAGUUAAACAAAACGAAAAACGACACCCUGAUGUGCUGAGAGAGAAGGAAAGGAAAGGAAAGGAAAGGAAAGAAAAGAAAAGGAAGCGGAGCAGAAUGGAUUUGUUCAGGCUGCUGAAUGUAAACGAGCUCGCUGUUGCUCUGUCCAAGCUGAACAUGUUUCCGUAUUUCGAUGCAGCGCACUACAUCGUGUCAGUCAUGUCUUUACGGGAACAACCAGGAGCAUUGGAAGUGUCCCGCCGCAGUCCAUUAGCAUGUUGGUUCAGUGCGAUGCUGUACUGCUUCGGAGGGGCUGUUCUCUCGGGAGUCAUCAUGGCUGAAGCUCCGAUCGAGCCGCUGGCCAACAGCACAAACAUCCUGCUCGCCUCAUUAAUGUGGUACUUGGUGUUUUAUUGUCCUCAGGAUGUGGCGUACUCCUGCGCCACCAUCCUGCCCAUCCGAUUGGUCCUCACGGCUAUGAAGGAAGUGACACGUACAUGGAAGGUUUUGGGCGGUGUUACACAGGCGAGCAGGAAGUACAAAGACAGCCUGUUUGUUAUGAUUGCAGUGGGCUGGGCUAAAGGUGCGGGUGGAGGUCUGAUAAGUAAUUUUGAGCAGCUGGUUCGAGGUAUUUGGAAACCUGAAACCAAUGAGCUGUUGAAGAUGACAUACCCCACUAAGGUGACUCUGAUUGGCUCAGUACUGUUCUCUCUGCAGCAGUGUCAGUAUCUCCCUGUGCACAAGCCACAGCUGAUGCUCCUCUACACCGCCUUCAUUGUCAUCAACAAGACAAGGAUGAUGCUAAUGGGUUCCUCCUUCUCUCUGUUCGCUGGGUUAGAGACGGCUUUGUAUGAGGUGCUGUUUGCAAGACCUAUGACCUGCUCUCCCCUGACCAAUCAGAGCCAUUCCCACUCCAACAUCGCUUCUUCUUGUUCCAGCUCAGAAGCCAGAAGCACUUCCUGUGUCACGAAUGGCUCGUCGCUUCCGCAAGAACAAUGCAAAGACACGGAGAAGGACAAGAAAAAAACAGAAUAAUGCUUUUCUUUUUUUCUCCUUUUCUUUCUUUUUUCCGCACGACUGUGAUCUUUUUCUAAAACUCUCCAUUAUUGCAUGUGGGUAAAAACUGAGAAAAAUGUAUUUACUCCUACAUGUAGCUGUAGAUUUUUCGAUCUUUGGUAUAACAUUACUGCUGGGUAUAUUUAGAAAAUUCUUUAUUAAUUAUUUCCAAAACUUUUAUUUGUAUAUUUGGAUAUGUGGAUCUGUAAAUAUUUCUAUUAUAAUUUUAUAAACCAAAUCUAUUCUCACAAUUAUAUUUUAUAUUAUUUAUAUUGUACGAUUAUGCUAAUGUGAAAUGCUCUGUCUGCUCGACUGCAUUCCUGAGAUAAUUUAAUUGAAAAUAUACUUCAAAAUUGAUUACGUUUG